CGUGCGGUGGCGCUGCGGGGCGCUGCGGGGCGGCCAUGCGCCGGGCCAUGGCGGUGUUCGUGACGCGGCGGAUCCCGGCCGAGGGAAUGCGGGUCCUCUCGGAGGCGGCGGGGUGCCGCUUGCAGCAGUGGGACUCGGAGGAGCCCGUCCCGCGGCGCGAGCUGCUGGCGGGGGUUGCGGGCAAGCAGGGGCUGCUGUGCCUCCUGUCCGACCGCAUCGACGCCGAGGUGCUGGACGCCGCCGGGCCGAGCCUGAAAGUCAUCAGCACCAUGUCCGUGGGGUUCGACCACCUCGCCCUGGACGAGAUCAAGAAGCGGGGGAUCCGGGUGGGUUACACCCCUGACGUCCUGACCGAUGCCACCGCUGAGCUCUCCGUGGCUCUGCUCCUCGCCACGUGCCGGCGGCUGCCCGAGGCUGUCGCAGAGGUGAAGACUGGUGGCUGGACAACCUGGAAGCCCUUGUGGAUGUGUGGCUAUGGACUGUCUGGAAGUACGGUGGGCAUCAUAGGUCUGGGAAGAAUAGGGCAGGCAGUUGCCCGCCGUCUGAAGCCAUUCGGGGUCAAGAACUUUUUGUACACUGGAAGUCAGCCGAAACCAGAGAAUGCUGCAGAGUUUCAAGCUGAGUUUGUCCCACUCACAAAGCUGGCCCAGGAGUCGGACUUCAUCGUCGUGACAUGUGCUUUGACUCCCAACACCCAGGGAAUGUGCGACAAGAAUUUCUUCAGCAGGAUGAAGAAGACCUCUGUGUUCAUCAACACGAGCAGAGGAGCUGUGGUGAACCAGGAAGAUUUGUAUGAUGCAUUAGUCAGUGGUCAAAUUGCAGCUGCAGGCCUGGAUGUCACAACGCCGGAGCCACUGCCCACUGACCACCCUCUGCUCAAACUCAGGAACUGUGUGAUCCUGCCACACAUCGGGAGUGCCACCUAUGCCACUCGGAGCACCAUGGCAGUGCUGGCUGCUGACAACCUGCUGGCUGGCCUGCGAGGCGAGCCCAUGCCCCACGAGCUGCUGCUGUGAGGGCUGGGCCUGCAUCGCCAUCGGGUCGCCAUGACUGGGGGGAGCAGGCAGGUGGGUCCUGUGCCCCUGCUCUGCAACUGAGGAGUCAACAGCAUCCACAGCAAGAGAGCUGCACUGUAGCUAUUAAAGAGAAGCGGUGACAGCGGUGUGUGGCUUUCUCUUGGGAAAGACAGGCCUCCAGGCAUUGGCGUCACGAGUGCUUGUACGUGGGGAAGGUGAAUGCUGGUGCUUCGGCUGAGCGUGAGAUGGCUCCUCAGCUCUGUACUGGAGCUCUCGGCUCUCAUCCAGAAUCACAGCAUCAUGGAAUUGUUGAGGUUGGAAAAGACCCUAAGAUCUCCAAGUCAAACCCAGCCCACCCUCACCGUGCCACUGACCGCGUCCCUCAGUGCCACAUCUGCACAUCUACACGUGUUUCUUGAACACAUCCCAGGGCAGUGACCCCACCACCUCCCUGGGCAGC
Molecule: messenger RNA, 1476 nt
Organism: Phasianus colchicus (ring-necked pheasant)
Lineage: Eukaryota; Metazoa; Chordata; Aves; Galliformes; Phasianidae
Gene: GRHPR
Product: glyoxylate and hydroxypyruvate reductase
Cellular component (GO): cytosol
Molecular function (GO): glyoxylate reductase (NADPH) activity; hydroxypyruvate reductase (NADH) activity; NAD binding
Source: RefSeq, a predicted model, not a curated record